This is a messenger RNA of Trichosurus vulpecula (common brushtail), 3898 nucleotides long. RefSeq names its product RIPOR family member 3 (gene RIPOR3). The transcript is spliced from 21 exons. NCBI's taxonomy places the organism in Eukaryota, Metazoa, Chordata, Mammalia, Diprotodontia, Phalangeridae. The record is from RefSeq and is a predicted model, not a curated record. The coding region runs from base 1 to 2865 and encodes 954 amino acids.
AUGUCGGUGAAGGUGAGGUUCCUCUCCUCUGGGGAUGUCGGGACCAUGGGCAGGAGCUCCUCCUUUGCCGGGUUCAGCAGCGUGCAAAGCAGGAGGAUUUCGAAGUCUGUCAACAGAAACUCGAUGAGAUCAAAAAUGCCCAUGAAGUCCUCCAAGGUGUAUGCUACAUGGCGUAAGGGGGCCCCGUGCCUGGACCCCAAGCCUCAGCAAGUGAAGAGGAUAUUCGAAGCCUUGAAAAAAGGCCUUAAGGAAUAUCUCUGUGUCCAGAAGGCUGAGCUGGACUACUUAUCUGGCUGUCACAAAGACAUGAGAAGAAACUCCAGACUGGCAUUCUACUAUGACUUGGAUAAGCAAACGCGCUCGGUGGAAAGGCAUAUUCGGAAGAUGGAAUUCCACAUCAGCAAGGUGGAAGAGCUCUAUGAAGAUUACUGUAUCCAGUGUCGGCUGCGAGAUGGUGCCUCCAACAUGCGCCAGGCCUUUUCUCUGUCCCCUUUGACAAAGGCUUCCCGGGAGAGUCUGGUGGAGCUGUACCGAAACCUCCAGGAGUGUACUGAGGACAUGUGUUUGAUUGAAGGGGCCCUGGAAGUGCACCUGGGGGAGUUUCACGUCAAGAUGAAAGGGCUGGUGGGCUAUGCACGGCUAUGUCCAGGAGAUCAAUAUGAGGUAUUUCUCCGCCUGGGUCGCCAGAGGUGGAAGCUUAAAGGCAAGAUUGAGACCGAUGACAGCCAGACCUGGGAUGAGGAAGAGAAGGUGUUCAUCCCCACCCUCCAUGAGCACUUUGAAAUCAAGGUCAUGGAGCUUCGAGGUCUGUCUACACUGCUGGUUGGUACAGUGACCUGUGACCUUGAGGACUUCUUCACUGCUCGGCCGCAGACCAUCGUUGUGGACAUCACAGAACUGGGGACCAUUAAGUUACAGCUGGAAGUUACCUGGAACCCAUUGGACACAGAGAGCUUCUUGGUGUCCCCUGGAAUCAGCAAGUUUUCUGUGGGCAGCAGAAAAGGCUCCUUGUAUAACUGGACACCUCCGAAUACCCCCAGCUUCAGGGAAAAGUAUUAUCUUUCUCUUUUCCAGCAGCCGCAGCACGGGCCAGAGGGCCGGAGGAAUAGCCCACCCACUCACUCUUUGUUGAGCUACACGUCUGAUAGUGACUUGGGUGUGCAUCUUCGCGGGAAGAGCGCCGAGCAGCCCGACAUGACCGAGGUGGAUUCUUUCAGCUCGGACGACCCCAGAGAGACGGAGACGGGGACCUCAGCUUCCACCUCAGAUGCAGGGUUCCCACUCUUCGUUCCUUGUCCCGAUGCUUCCAGAGAAGAGGAGCAACGGGAACCCUCGGCUCCGAGCUCGGAUGGGGCGUCCCCGAAGACAUCUCAAAGGGCUGGGGACUGGCAUGCGGUGGGGCCUAGCCCGCUGAACUUUGGUGCCAGUGACCAAACGAAGCUGCUCCGACCCAGCCUGCAGCAAGGCUCAUUGCUCCAGGAGGGCGUGGUGUUUGACAGCCAGCAGAAUCUGGGGGAGCUGGGAAAAGUGAAGCCCGAGGAACCCACGGAUGGCACGAGCCAGUCUGUGGAGAAACUCCUGCAGGAGGUUUUAGAUCUGCUUAAAUUGGUGAACCUUAGGCAGACGCAGCUCCGGGAACUAGAGUACCAGGUGCUCUGCUUCAGGGAUCGAUUAAAGCCCAAGGUCACUAACCAGGAACAUUCAUCCAUGGAGAGUUUGAUGGAGACCAUAUUGGAAAGUUUUGACUUUUUAAAUGCUGACUUCAACUCAGAUGAGCUUUCCCUAUUUGGCAGUGGCCAGGCCCACAGCGUAAAUAAUGAUGGCACUUCUCAGUCUCUGAAAGCAUCAACCAAAGAACUCACAGCAGGAACUCAUGAGCUAGACGUGCUUUUGGUGGUUCAUCUUCAUGUCUGCAAAGCUCUUUUACAGAAACUGAUGCGCCCCAACUUGUCAAGACUGGUCCAGGAGAGCCUUCUGGAAGAAGUGUCACAGCAAAAAGAGGUUCUGGAGAAGCUGUCCGUUCUCGAUGUGGAGAAGGUCAGGAACGCUACGUCUGCUGAUGAGCUUAUUCCCCAAGCCAAGAAGAAGAAGCGGUAUCUGAAGAUGUGGAGUGAAUGCACCGAGCCAGGAGGGCUCCUAUUCUGCUCAGCAAAAAAAUUCCAAAAUCAACUGAAAAAAAUGUUUCUGCACAAAAUUAAAGGGAAAUAUCCUGGACAACUUGAGAUAGUGUGUCAUAGGUUGCUGGAGCAGGUGGUCAGCUGUAGUGGGCUGAUCUCCUCGGUGGGCCUCUCAGAAGAACUCAUCACUUGGUUCCAGUUUCAGAGAUACUUGGAAAAGCAGAAUGUUACCGAUCUGGAGAAACACUUUGCCCAACUCACCAAAGAAGUCACACUCCUUGAAGACCUACAGUGUGCAGGACGGCUGAAGAAGAUAAAAAAGCUCAAGGGAAAGAGAUUGGGACAGCUUCAGCCACUGCCCCAGACCUUGAAGACAUGGGCCCUGCUGCAGCUAGAUGAGAACCACCGGGUACAGAAGGCAGCCACUGCUCGUCUCUCUGAUGCGGCUGGAAACAGGAGCUUUCGGGAAAAGGCACUUCUUUUCUACACCAGUAGUCUCUCAGACAGUGAUGCAAAACUUCAACAAGCAUCAUGUUUGGCUCUAAAGCAUCUCAAAGGAAUGGAAAGUAUUGAUCAGAUUGCAAGUUUAUGUCAGUCUGACUUGGAAGAUGUGAGGACGGCAGCCCGGGAGACAACACUAUCAUUUGGUGAAAAAGGACGUUUGGCUUUUGAGAAAAUGGAUAGAAUUUGCUCUGAAGUCAGAGAAAACUUAUGCCAGGAGGCGGAUAUUGAAAUUACAGUAUUUUAAAUAGCCCCAUAGGCUGAGCCCAGAUUCUGAAUCUGUUCUUCCACUACCCUGUCAUGUGAAGAUUGAGUAUUGGCACUGGUGGGCAAUUGGCAUCUGGUUGUUGCAGCACAAACUCAUUAAAGGAAGAGUCUGGGAAUGUACACUUCUGCUUCUUGGAGGAAUAUGGCCUGUGACAAACAAAAACUAAAGCCCAAGAGAUUAUAUUUUGACCAGGAAUAGAGAAAAAUCAGGGGACAGAUAAGGUCCACACCCUUUGGUAAAGAUCCUGAAUGACCUUUUCCAGAGUCUCUCUUGGCUUGAAACUGCAAAAGAUGCCUCUGACCCAGCUACAGCAAAGCCAAAGCCCCAAACUCCCAGACCAGAAGGGAAGUACAGUAAAAAGCUGAGGCAAUGGUGGCGAAUCAUUAAGUGCUGAGGUUAAAGUCUUUCAAGUCUGAUUUACUAAUGAAGGGGGAAGAACAUAGUUCAUGGAGAAGGGUAGUCAUCUUGACCCCUUGACAAGCAAAGGGGUAGGAGAGAUAGGGUAUAUAUGUCUUGUUACAAAUGAUAUGGUAGAAAUUGCUGUCUUGACAGAGCAAUCUAAGAUUGAAAAAGAGAAAAUAAUUUCCAAAUAUGUUUGACUGCUUUCUUUUAUGCUGAAGUGCUGAAGUAGAAUCUUGACUGCAAUAGGUAUAUAGAUGAUUUCUGAAGCACAUUUUUGCCAUAUUCAGUUAUACCAUUAAGGAUACAAGGCUAAAAGGAGGGGAAAACAAUCACCAAGGGAAACCUUGAGCAUACAGUUCCAGCAGGGGUCAGCCAGGCUAUUAGUUAAAUUGGUUUUGAACCCACAAGGUUCAAGGUAGCAUAGGCUUCUUGAAGAAAGACACAUAGAAAGCUUUUCCUACUGAAAAAAUCCCCCCCCCCCACAACUCAAAUAGAUAUGAAGAUAUGAUGCCUGUGACUAAUAUGUAUUUGAUAAAUGUCUACGAGGAACAUUAGUCCUUGGAAAGCUCCAUAACAGAAGCGUUAGGAAACCUCAGUUAAUCUCACUGUA